Molecule: messenger RNA, 1341 nt
Organism: Xiphias gladius (swordfish)
Lineage: Eukaryota; Metazoa; Chordata; Actinopteri; Istiophoriformes; Xiphiidae
Gene: exosc6
Product: exosome component 6
Exons: 2
Coding region: 357-1181 (274 amino acids)
Biological process (GO): rRNA catabolic process; U4 snRNA 3'-end processing; nuclear mRNA surveillance
Cellular component (GO): cytoplasmic exosome (RNase complex); nuclear exosome (RNase complex); nucleolus
Source: RefSeq, a predicted model, not a curated record
GUACAUAUAUUCGUAACUAAAAAGUUCAAUUAUAAUGUUUUGUCAAUAAUAAUUUCUAGUUACUGGAGUUAUUAGUAUAGGUGUUUAAAUUCUGGUGUUUAAAUUCUGGCCUAGUCAUCAUUACAUGAGUAAUCAUAUCGCCAAUUUUUUAAUCAUAUGUGAUGUUGUGACAUAAUAAUGACAAUUAAGUAUUAUUGCAACCGCACAUGCUUGAGAUCUUUAUAUCACUGAAGUAGUUUAAUUCAGUGCCACGCAUCGGCGGAAUCAGUUCUCUGCUUGCUGUGUUUCCCGGGGAACCAAUUUCAUGCAGGACCCGAUCACAUGCUGGUACCCUGUUAAUUUUGUUGCGCUGCACCAUGCCGACUGACACCAAGCGUUUACGCGGCCCAGAAGUGUCCCAAAGUCCGUCUUUGUUUGUUUGCAAACAUGUGGCCGUUCUCCCGUCGCGCGGCCCCAGAGCGGACGGUCGGCAGCGGGAUCAAGUGGACGUCCGGCCCGUUUUUGUCCGGUGCGGGCUGGUGAGCCAGGCUAAAGGGUCCGCGUACAUCGAGGCCGGGAGCACCAAGUUGAUGUGCUGCGUGUAUGGCCCCAAAGAAACAGAGCGCAAAGAUGAGACUGAUAUGAAAUGUGGAAGAUUGACAACUGACAUGCGUUUCGCUCCAUUUUCCUGCCUGGAGAGGGGGUCAUGGAUUCAGGGGAGCCAGGACAAAGACCUCUCCCUGAUGCUACAUGAGAGUCUGCAGCCAGCAGUGUGCCUCCACAAAUACCCCCGCUCUCAGAUCGAUGUCAACGUGAUGGUUCUUGAAAACAGCGGUUCAGUUCUGGCCCAUGCAGUCACAUGCGCUUCUCUCGCUCUUGCAGAUGCAGGGAUCGAAAUGUAUGAUCUGGUGCUUGGUUGUUCCAUCCGCCAGGAUGGUGCCUCUUAUGUGGUUGACCCUUCUUACACAGAACAAAACAGCUGCAGUUCAGUCAGCAGCGAGAACGAGGGCAGUCUAACUGUUGCGUUCCUCCCCAGCCUGAACCAGAUUUCUGGCCUGCAGUCAGAUGGAGAAAUGACUGAAGAGACUCUGACAGCCGGGGUUCGGACCUGCAUCGAGGGAUGCUAUAAACUGUACCCAGUCAUCCAACAAGCCCUGGCCAAGGCUGUGCGCAGGGCUGCUCCUCCACCAUCAGAGAGCUGAAAGACUCUUUAACCAGUAUCUGCUCAGUUAAUAGUUUUUCUAAUUUACAAUUUACAGUCCUUACUUUGACAAUAUAACCUAUUUUUCUAUGUUUGCAAUUAUGUUCUCCAUAUGAUAAGACUGAUUUAAUUGUGUUUUCUUAUUAAAUAAUUUAACAAUU